GAGAGUUCGUGGGUCCUACGAGGCACGUGGGAGAAAGCAGUACCCUGACCUCAUGUCGCAUGUGGUCAGAAAACAUCGGAAUGAUUUUCUAGUUGUAAACUUUCCCAAAUCGGUUUAAUCAUCAAAUAUGCUCUUUAGAAAAGAAGUGCCAUGGCGGCGAUUGGAGGGCAUGUCUUUUGGCAUGUACUCUGCCGAAGAGAUCAGGAAGUUGAGCGUAAAGACGAUCACCAACUCAAGGAUGCUUGAUGGUGUUGGGAAUACGCUCCCAAAUAGCCUCUAUGACUUGGCCCUGGGACCAGCAGACAACAAAGAGACAUGUUCAACUUGCUGCCAGGACUUCAGCCACUGUCCAGGACACCUGGGACAUGUAGAGCUACCUCUUCCUGUUUACAACCCACUAUUUUUUGACAAACUCUACCUGUUGAUUCGUGGGUCGUGUCUGACAUGCCAAAUGUUAACAUGUCCACGGGCAGCCAUCCACCUACUGUUGAACCAACUGAAAUUACUGGACUAUGGAGCCUUACAGCAGGUUUACCAGAUAGAGGAAGUUUUCAGCCAGUUUCUGGAGGAGAAAGGAAAACCCACUGGUGACGAUAUUGCAGCGAAGUUAAAAGAGUUCACAGAUUCAGUUGUCACAUCUGAAAUCUCAGGAAACAGCAAGCCGAUAAAACACCUUGUCGAAAGAAAAGCCAGUUUAAUAAAUGAUUUCUGGAAAAUUCACAUGCAAAGUCGGAAAUGUCCCAAUUGCAGGAGCAAGCGGUUCACCAUCCGACGUGAGCACAACAGUAAGCUGAUUGUCACGCUGCCCCCUGACACGCAAAGCAUUCUCAAACCCGAUGGGGAGCUGAUGACUGGAGACAGAGCGUACUUGACUGCUAGUACUGCCAGAGAACACAUCAACAAACUGUGGAAGAAUGAAGGCUUCUUCCUGAGGUGUCUAUUUUCUGGGUUGGUGGUCAACUCCGGAUCAGAUGGAGAGGAGAAAGGUUUUUCUCCGGAUCUCUUCUUUCUGGAGCUGAUGGUGGUUCCACCUUCUAGGUAUCGGCCAAUCAAUCGACUGGGUGACCAAAUGUUUACCAACGGUCAGACGGUCAACAUGCAAGCCGUCAUGAAGGACAGUACAAUCGUAAGAAAACUGCUUUCUCUCAUGGCUGCUGAGAAAGAUACUGAGGAAGAUGAGUCCCAGGCAGCUGAAGCGGCAGACCGAUCUUUUCUCGCAGAGAUUCCUGGAACGACAUUAACGGAUAAACUUUACAACAUGUGGAUUCGCCUUCAGACCCACAUCAAUAUUGUCUUUGACAGUGACAUGGACAAAAUUAUGCCGGAAAAGUACCCAGGAAUCAGACAGAUCCUGGAAAAAAAGGAUGGAUUAUUCCGUAAACACAUGAUGGGCAAAAGAGUUGAUUAUGCUGCAAGAUCUGUCAUCUGUCCAGAUAUGUACAUCGGAACCAAUGAGAUUGGAAUUCCAAUGGUGUUUGCAACAAAGCUGACCUACCCACAGCCUGUCACGCCGUGGAAUGUGAAGGAGCUUCGUCAGGCUGUCCUGAAUGGGCCAAAUGUCCACCCAGGCGCCACUAUGGUCAUUAGCGAAGAUGGCAGGAGAACCAUCUUGUCACCAAGUAACUUUGCACAAAGAGAAGCGGUUGCUAAGCAGCUGCUCACGCCCUGUCCAGGUCCACACAGGAUGCCAAUGAAAUUAGUGAACCGUCAUAUUAAGGACGGAGAUGUCUUGUUGUUGAACAGACAGCCAACGUUGCACCGACCGUCAAUACAGGCUCACUGCGCACGCAUUUUGCCAGGAGAGAAGGUCCUGAGGCUCCACUAUGCUAACUGCAAAGCUUACAAUGCAGACUUUGAUGGAGAUGAGAUGAAUGCCCACUUCCCUCAGAGUGAGCUUGGUCGAGCUGAGGCCUACACGUUAGUCAGUACACACCAACAGUACCUUGUGCCAAAGGAUGGAAAGCCCCUGGCUGGCUUGAUCCAGGAUCACAUGGUUUCCGGUGCACGCAUGACAAUUCGAGGCUGUUUCUUCACAAGAGAUCAGUACACUGAGCUUGUGUACAGAGGACUGACUGACAAACCAGGCCGAGUCAAACUGCUCCGACCUGCAUUGCUCAAGCCACAGAAACUCUGGACAGGGAAGCAGGUGGUGUCCACCCUGCUGCUCAAUGUUAUUCCAGAAAAGGCUGUGCCUUUAAAUCUGGUCGGGAAAUCAAAAAUCCCCGGUAAAUCAUGGAUCCAAGUUCCCCCACGAGCGACUCCAGGAUAUCAACCUGACACCAUGUGUGACUCACAGGUGGUUAUCCGUCAGGGUGAAUUGUUAGUGGGCGUUCUGGACAAAGCUCACUACGGCUCCUCUGCAUAUGGUCUGGUCCAUUGCUGCUAUGAACUUUAUGGAGGGGAGACCAGCGGCAAACUGCUCAGCUGUCUGGCCAGGCUCUUUACUGCUUACCUUCAGUUAUAUCGAGGAUUCACGCUGGGCGUUGAGGACAUUCUUGUGAAACCUGGUGCCAACAAAAAGAGGAAAAGGAUUAUCCAAGAAUCACUGAAAAUCGGCACAAGGGCCCUCCAGGCAGCAUUCAACCUCCCCCCUGACGUGGAUGAGGCAGAGGCCAAGAGCCGUUGGCAGGAUGCUCAUCUCAACCCAGACCAGCGAGAUUUUAGCAUGGCUGACCACAAAUUCAAAGAAGUCGCCAACCAAGUGAACAAUGACAUUAACAAGGUGUGUAUGCCAGUUGGCCUCCACACGUCUUUCCCCGACAAUAACCUCCAACUGAUGGUCCAGUCAGGUGCCAAGGGUUCCACCGUCAACACCAUGCAGAUCUCGUGUCUACUAGGUCAGAUUGAGUUAGAGGGUCGUAGACCUCCACUCAUGCCGUCUGGAAAAUCACUACCCUGCUUCCAGCCGUAUGACCCAGCGCCCGGUGCUGGGGGUUUUGUUUCUGGGAGGUUCCUCACAGGCAUCAAACCACAGGAAUUUUUCUUCCAUUGCAUGGCUGGCAGAGAAGGACUCGUGGAUACUGCUGUAAAAACGUCCAGAUCAGGAUACCUGCAGAGGUGUGUUAUAAAGCAUCUGGAGGGUUUGGUAGUACAGUAUGAUCUGACAGUGAGGGACAGCGAUGGAUCUGUAGUCCAGUUCCUGUAUGGUGAAGAUGGGCUUGAUAUCCCGAAGACACAGUUCCUGCAGCCCAGGCAGUUUCCCUUCAUAGAGGACAAUUUUGAGGUAAUACGGAAGUCCCAGGGCUUGGAUGAGGUGUUAGCACAGUUGGACCCUCAAGGUGCCAGUCAACAUUUUUCAGCCAUACAGCGCUGGAAAGCAAAGAGAGAGGUGGCUUGUCCUCACAGAGGAGCAUUCCUAUUGUUUUCCCAAAAGAAGAUGGCCAAACUAAAGCGGACUGAACAAGGCGCAAUACAAAAUGUGUGUGGCAGAGAUGCAGCUGUUCUGAAGCUGAUAGAACAGUGGCGUGCUCUUGACGAAGCUGGACAAUCAAAAUACACAAGAAAAUCCUCCCGCUGCCCUGAGCCCUGCCUGAGCGUGUUUAGGCCUGAUCUCAGCUUUGGAUCUGUUUCUGAAAGUUUUCACGACAUCACCGAGAAAUACUUGCAGAAUCGAGACACAAUAUGUCAACAAGGCUUGGAUGCGGACAGACUUCGACAGCUGUUGCAUUACAAGUGGCAACGGUCACUGUGUGAUCCAGGGGAAGCGGUGGGUCUGCUGGCAGCUCAGUCCAUCGGUGAGCCCUCUACCCAAAUGACCCUCAACACCUUCCACUUUGCUGGCAGGGGAGAGAUGAAUGUCACAUUGGGAAUACCUCGACUGAGAGAGAUCCUGAUGGUGGCCAGCUCCAACAUCAAAACUCCCAUGAUGAGUGUUCCAGUGCUGAACAGCAAGAAGGCAUUAAAGAGAGCUCAGAAACUCCGCAGAAAACUGACCAGGGUCUGCUUGGCUGAAGUACUGCACAAAGUCAAUGUGGUAGAGACACUGCGCAUCGAUCGUCUCCCUCAGUCAAAGAUGCGGACAUUCAAAAUCACUUUCAGCUUUCUUCAGCCUGACCAUUACGCUGGAGAUAAACAGCUCUCACCCCAACAGAUCCUCCAUUACAUGGAAACGAGAUUUUUUGAACUUCUCCUAAAAGCCAUUGAAAAACGCAGCGCCAAGCUGGCAUCUAUUGCUGUGGAGACCAGGAGGGCCACCCUCAAGGACAAAGACAAUGAUGGAAAUCAAGUGGCUGAUAUAGAAGGGGGGGGAGACGGGGAGGAAGAGCCAGAGAGAGAAAUUGUUGAUGACCAGGCGAAUGAAGGCGAUGCUGACGCCUCAGAUGCCAAGAGAAAAGACAAGCAAGAAGAGGAAGUCGAUUAUGAUAGCGAAGACGAAGGUGAGGAUAAGGACGAUGUGGAGGAGGAAGAUGAGGCGCAAGAGAAUGCGGAGAUGAGUGUGGAGGACUCCCAAAUGGAGUCCAUGGGUGUGAAAUUGCAGAUGCGAAAGAAACAACCACCAAGUGGGGGAGGACAGGAGUCUCUCGAUCAGAUGAGAGUGAACGCCGUUCUGAAUUGCCAUCCCGCAAUAGAGGGCUACUGCUAUGACCUCAAAUAUGAACUCUGGUGUGAAUUGGACCUGGCUUUGCCAGUGAACAAAGUGCACCUCGACCUGACGUCAGUUGUGUCAACACUGGCCCAAGACGCCAUCAUCAUGGAAACCAGGGGCCUAACUCGAUGCCUUCUGAGUGAGACCACAACUCAGACUGGAGAAAAAGAGAUGGUUCUCAACACGGAGGGCAUCAACAUGUACAAAAUGUUUGAGUACAGUGACAUCCUGGAUCUUAACAGGCUCUAUUCCAAUGAGGUCCAUGUCAUGGCGAACACCUACGGGAUUGAAGUGGCUCUCAAAGUCAUAGAGAAAGAAAUCAAAGAUGUUUUUGCUGUUUAUGGUAUCGAGGUGGAUCCCAGACAUUUGUCACUUGUGGCAGACUACAUGUGUUUUGAAGGGGUAUAUAAGCCACUGAACCGCCAUGCCAUUAGGUCCAAUUCCUCCCCUCUGCAGCAAAUGACUUUUGAGACCAGCUACAAAUUCCUCAAACAGGCUACCAUGCUGGGCUCUUGUGAUCAGCUCGUGUCGCCAUCAGCUUGCCUCGUGGUGGGGAAGGUGGUCAAAGGAGGAACAGGACUUUUUGAGCUCAAACAACCCCUGCAGUAGAGGAGACACUGCUUUGUGAAAUCAUUGUACACAUUUUGGAGAGUCAUGCUUUUCAUUGGAUAUCAUGACAAUAUUCAUGUUCUGGUUGCAUGAAAAAAAAAACUAUUAUUGACCUCACGUCUCAAGUACAUGAGACAGGGUUACCAUGACAUGUUUGGAUGAAACUAAAUUAAUGAAUACAUAAUUAGAAAUGUGUAUUAUCUAAUUAGCCUGAAUCACUAGAUUAAGGUGAAUUUAUACAGUGCAGUUUGUUACCCAAGAUGAAUGUUUUCUGACAGGCUCUGUUUUGUCUGUUAACAAUAAAUGUAAAAUAUACAUUU
Molecule: messenger RNA, 5514 nt
Organism: Hippocampus comes (tiger tail seahorse)
Lineage: Eukaryota; Metazoa; Chordata; Actinopteri; Syngnathiformes; Syngnathidae
Gene: polr1a
Product: RNA polymerase I subunit A
Exons: 37
Coding region: 128-5194 (1688 amino acids)
Biological process (GO): DNA-templated transcription
Cellular component (GO): RNA polymerase I complex
Molecular function (GO): DNA binding
Source: RefSeq, a predicted model, not a curated record